This is a messenger RNA of Penicillium alfredii, 1218 nucleotides long. RefSeq lists its product as uncharacterized. Lineage: Eukaryota; Fungi; Ascomycota; Eurotiomycetes; Eurotiales; Aspergillaceae. The record is from RefSeq and is a predicted model, not a curated record. The transcript has a single exon. Bases 1 to 1218 code for a protein of 405 amino acids.
AUGGCAACUACGACAAACCAGGGGGUGGAGGAAGAGGCUUUCAUCCAAGUCAACACCCUACUCCUCAAUGAGCUGAAUGCGAAAGUCAAAGCAUCCCCCUCUCGAGAUAUGACCGACUUGCUCGAGCACAAGGCCAAAACUUAUCCUGCGCUGCGGAAAGUAUUUCGUGAUUCGUCGGUGCAGUCUGCAACCGAAAGUUUCGAUCACUCUGAUGCUACGAGCGUUGUUGAUGAAAGGGAUGAAUUCCGGGUUCCAACCAAUGCCGUGAUCGUACGGCCAUUAAGUGCGAUAGUGAAACAGAGGGCACUGAAGGAUUCUGAUGGAGGAGUAUCUGCCAUCAUUGAGGGUCUUAAUAGAUUGGUGACCACGAGUGAGGUCAUUUGGCACCUAGGGUCAACCGCAGUGCUGGGUCUCAAUUCCGCGCUGGUGAUGAAGGUCGGAAAUGAUAUCGAUUUACAGCACCUUCCCACUCUGGAAUAUAUCAAGCAGCAUGCACCGCGUGUUCCGAUCCCGGACAUACAUGGUAUCCUUCAGCAGCCGGACAGCAAGCGCAUCUUCUUGCUCAUGUCUCGAGCGCCUGGCGAGCCGCUGGAUUCCAAAUGGAAAUCCCUAAGCGAGGACGAAAAAUCUUUAAUCAAGGGGCAGUUGGAUGCAAUUGUUGGUGACUUUCGAUUCUUGCCUGCGCCAGCCAUCCACGAGGCUCUGGCUGUGCUUGGUGGCGGCAGCCCUCGCCGAUGCAAAGAUGCAAGACGACAAGUCCGGGUUGCCCCAGGGCCCAUCAGCAGCGAAACCGAGUUUAAUGAGUUCCUCACCUUCAACCCUCAGCGGACUCAGUCUAGCACCAUUGCCAUGAUUCGGUCCUACCUCAAGGAUAACCACCAACUAGUUUUGGCGCAUGGUGAUUUACACCCUCGAAACAUCAUGGUGGCCACCUCUUCACAACUACAUGACCCCGUUGAGGGCGAUGCUCCAUCCCAGGAACCCCAGCACACCACCAACUGCAUUGUUAAUCAAUCUAACACUCGAGUGAUCAUCACGGCGAUUCUUGACUGGGAAAUGUGUGGCUGGUACCCGGAGUACUGGGAAUACGUGAAGGCUCUGAAUACUAUUACACCCGGCGGGGAUUUGGGGGACUGGUGGGCCUAUCUGCCACAGAAAAUCGGUGUAUGGCCCAGAGAGCAUGCGGUUGACUUGAUGCUAAGCAGAUGGCAUGGGUGA